GUCGAGACAUCCUCCUUUAGCUUUCAGUCAUCUGCAAAAAGUCAAUCGAAAACAUGAUUCUCAAAGACAUUACAACAGUGUCACUUCUUUUCUGGCUGUUCGUGAAAGGAGUACAUGGAGCUUCGUUUUCCAACGUUUAUGUUCAAAGUAAACCUGUGGAAUAUGUGAAAUAUGGACCUGCUGCUUCCAUCGUCACUCCGGAGCUGGCGCAAAUAUCUGCCGCACCAGUGGAUCCGUUUGUACAAUUGGAACCAGUACAAGGGAUCGUUUCUCCGUGUGUAGCGCCUUGUGUUAUUCCAGGCGCGCCUUUAGCAGCAAUACCUCCACAAGCCAGAGCAAACAUUAUAGCGUAUAAAACACCAAUUGCUAAUGUCCCUGUCGUAUAUACGAAUAAUGAUGACGCAGCCAGCUACCAAUACUCUUAUGCAGUAUAUGAUGAGAAUACAGGAGAUCAAAAAUCACAAACUGAAAAAAGCGAUGGGUCCGUGGUUCAAGGACAAUAUUCGCUGAUUGAACCAAACGGAUCCAGACGUGAAGUAACUUACACCGCAGACGAUACCAAAGGAUUUAAAGCGGUCGUUCGAAAUUUUACACCUAAAGCUCCAGAAAGUUCUGAUAAAUCUGAAAACAAAGAUUCUAGCUCGCCUUGCAACGAAGCAAAAAGUGAGCAAAUUAAAGAAGAACCGAAAGAGGAUGGAGGGGACGAUCAAGCUAAAGAAGUUGAAAACAAUCGCGAAGAGACCACCAAUGAUAUUAAAACUACUCCUGGAGAAGUGUCAAAUGUCGAAGAACUAACCACAGAACAACCUACAAAAAGCGAAACACCAGCUUCAUCUGAUGAUAAUAAUGUUGUAUCCUACAGCGAUAUUAUAAAAUGCCUACAAGGGAAACUACGUGGGACUAAUGUUGAUUUUCAACCUCGAAUCAAUCCAUCUCCUUUGACAUAUAUUCUCUUGCCCACAUUAGCCAGUAAACCAUGUUAGAUGUCCUAGAAGACAAAACCUUAAGACUUCCUCGUGAAGACUGUUACUUUGUAUAUUUUGAUGUAAUUUUUUGACCUAUAUAAUCGAGCAAGUUAAGAUUAUUUAACAAAAUAAAUUGAGCAUACUAUUUA
Molecule: messenger RNA, 1114 nt
Organism: Papilio polytes (common Mormon)
Lineage: Eukaryota; Metazoa; Arthropoda; Insecta; Lepidoptera; Papilionidae
Gene: CPR90
Exons: 4
Coding region: 54-983 (309 amino acids)
Cellular component (GO): extracellular matrix
Source: RefSeq, a predicted model, not a curated record